CGAGGGCCAUGACGCUGCCAGCAGGUCCAAGCUCCAAUCAACCGUCGAGCAGCUUCGACAAGCCAUCACUCCACCUUUCCUUGUGAUCUGAACCCGCCAUAUAACCACCCCCUCCAUCCACCAAUCCACUCGACAACUCAUUACAAUGCUUCGCACAUCGAUCAUCAAGAGCGCGCGCGCUUUCGCCGCUCCCCGCUACUUCUCCACCUCCACUCUGCGUAUGACUGCAGGUGCUACCGGUUCCGCUUCGUCGAGGCCCACCGGCUCCGCUGGAGGUGAUGCUUUCACCAAGCGCGAGUCCGCCGCCGAGGAGCUUUACAUCCGCCAGGAAGAGAAGGCCAAGCUUUUCGCGAUCAAGCAGAAGCUCCAGCGGCAAAGGGAGCACCUCGAGGAACUCGACAAGCACAUUGAUGAUGUCAUCAAGCAGGGCGAGGCUUCCGGCCAGGGCGAAUCAAAGUAAGCGCAUGCCCAGUGCGAUGGUAGAAUAGACAGCGCAGGCUGACCCAAGGGUUUUGUCUCUAGCCUUUGAAAAAUGUACACAAAACAGACUCGAUUGACGGCUCUUCGAUUUGGAGAUAGCAUGUUAUGAAUCUACUGCAUAUUGGCGCGC
Messenger RNA from Cucurbitaria berberidis CBS 394.84, 610 nucleotides. RefSeq lists its product as uncharacterized. Gene Ontology annotation, molecular function: ATPase inhibitor activity. Lineage: Eukaryota; Fungi; Ascomycota; Dothideomycetes; Pleosporales; Cucurbitariaceae. The transcript is spliced from 4 exons. Gene Ontology annotation, biological process: negative regulation of ATP-dependent activity. Bases 146 to 460 code for a protein of 104 amino acids. Gene Ontology annotation, cellular component: mitochondrion. The record is from RefSeq and is a predicted model, not a curated record.